UUCCCCUUUCUCCUUCCUGUAAUUGGGUCAUAGUAUGGCCUGUUACGGUAUUUGCGGGUGUCAGAUUGUCAAUGCUGAUGCAAUUUUUUCGGAAUAUUGGUACUUAGCCUGGAUAACUCCAUGCUUAAGCGCUUAGAUGCUUUGCGUCAACGGGAUGUGUAGACAUGUAGUUAGGGCCUUAGGGGGAUCCUAAUGAUCAGGAUGUUGAUUAAAGUUUAGGCCUCAAAUGAGAUGUCCAGGGUUUUUACAGAAAGGUAAUCGUUCAGUUGGUAUAUAUGUCUUGGAAACUUAGGGAGAUGGCCAUGCUCCCAAGCGCUUCCUUGGUUAUAUUUGUGCGCACUGAACGGAUGAAAAGCUUUUCCAAACUCCAGGAGUUUCCAUGCAAACGAAGCAAUAAAAAUCCUUGACGUCUCGAGCCGGUUGCUCAAAUUAGUUGUUUAGGAACGAUUGCUUCAUCUUUGACUCUACAAAGGUUGGCAUGUCAUACCACCAGUACAUAUAUAUUUGAUCCACCUUUUACACGUUCGUUAAGGAGUUAUUAUGUGUGACGUGUCCUGCGCUCUUACUGGCUCUUGGCACGCUGUUCUUGAGAUAUUCGAGCAGGACGAUAGAGCAGGAAGCGAAGAACAAAUGGUAUAUUUACAGUACCUUGCCUUUUUAUUUCUUAUAUUUCUGCGUGAAAAUUUGUUCUGCAAAUCCCUGUCAGUUAUAAUUUUGUUUGAUUCAAUGAACUUACUAUCUUCCGCAGAAUCAUUACCAUGAUAUAAUGGGGAAGGUAGUAUUUGUGACAGUACAAUGGAGAUUGGUUCACUUUCUGAUUCAAAUGGGACUUUUAUUUGUCCCAACUAUAUUAUGCAAGAUCUGUAGAGUUUAUCACGGUAAUUUUCAGUGAAAAAAGUUCAACUGCCCCCUAACUUUUGGAUCUUAAUGCAUAGACAAGUGCCAUUUGUUUUAACCUUGGAAGGAUUUAGUUAUGUUGCUCUAGAUGCUUGGCCAUAGAAUUAGUUCUCUGUCAGUUAAGAAGCUAUUAGGCAGGUUACUUGAGCUGCCGAUUUGGAACCUCCAGGGACCUUACCUUACAUGUCCAGACUUGAAAGUGAACUAGAAAAGACACUUCGUGGGCGGAUCAAGCCCCUGCUGGGUGCCCCCUGUCUCCGCCCCUGCAAGUAGGGAUCUGAUGCAUCGACCCUCAGUGUUGGUCUUAAUACUCCGUGUUAGUAUGACGGGGUACACUUGUCCAUGCGACCCAUACAUGUAUUGAUCAUCAGGCGCCACAAGACAUGGGCUGUGGGUGCCAAAUGAUCGUAGUGACCAGUCUGCAUCAUGGCACUGCUGAAUCUGACAGACUGAGGUUAUCGCUUAAAUUUAUAAUUCAAGAGCAUAUUUGGAUAGGCAACAAAUCUCAAGGUUCUAUUUUUUCUCAUCUGCUAUAUGAAUUAGUCUCCAGGCCACGAGUUCUCCUACUGUUUAGGAAGACAAGAGAUGCGUGCUGCAUGCAUGCGUUACUGGCCUCCAAGUCGUCUGUCUCACCAGCAUUUCUUCUCCUGUUCAAAGCUUCCUCCCCACUUGCAGGGCCAAUGCACGAGCAGCAUAACACUCAGCACAAGCGCCUCAACCUCACAUAUUUGUACCUUGGCUCAUCAACUGCUGCACUCACAUUGUCCGAGAUGUCGAGCCGGAGAUCACGGUCGAGGCAGUCAGGCUCGUCAAGGAUCACUGACGAACAAAUCAGUGACCUCGUCUCCAAGUUGCAGGACCUCCUCCCCGAGGCUCGCCUCCGGAGCAAUGAUAGAGUGCCAUCUUCAAGGGUGCUGCAGGAGACCUGCAGCUACAUUAGGAGCUUGCACCGGGAGGUCGACGACCUGAGUGAGAGGCUGUCGGAGCUGCUGGCGACGUCGGACAUGAGCAGUGCGCAGGCGGCGAUCAUCCGCAGUUUGCUGAUGUAGAGCCGGGGUGCAGAGAUAGAGAUGGCCCUCGUCGCCACUGUUCUUGCUGGGCCAGGACACCCUUUUAUUAACGUUUAUAGCUUAAUUAUAGAGUUGUCGCUUAAAAUAGUACUGGAGUUGCAGGUUUCGUAAUUCGCUUUGUACUGCGUCUACGUGCAUACGUGCUGUUGUCGUGUCAUCAUCUCAAUCAGACCCAUCUUUUUUGUGUACUUAAUCAAUCCCAUCGUUAUUUGUGUGAAGCUCGUGUCUCUUUAAA
This is a messenger RNA of Brachypodium distachyon (stiff brome), 2202 nucleotides long. RefSeq names its product transcription factor ILI6. Bases 1281 to 1946 code for a protein of 221 amino acids. The transcript is spliced from 8 exons. Gene Ontology annotation, biological process: regulation of DNA-templated transcription; regulation of growth. Gene Ontology annotation, molecular function: protein dimerization activity. Lineage: Eukaryota; Viridiplantae; Streptophyta; Magnoliopsida; Poales; Poaceae. The record is from RefSeq and is a predicted model, not a curated record.